Molecule: messenger RNA, 1917 nt
Organism: Striga asiatica
Lineage: Eukaryota; Viridiplantae; Streptophyta; Magnoliopsida; Lamiales; Orobanchaceae
Source: the annotation of a GenBank genome assembly
AUGGACUUAAUCCGAAAAUUACUCAACUUUGAAACUUUUAGACGGGAAGUGUUCACCUCUUUCCACGCGGAGUGGCGUGAGGAGCUCUCCGAUAAAUUUGCGAUAAGUCUUUUACCGAAUGAGUCCACCUUACGGGAAGUAGUUGUUGCUAUGCCGACAAAGGAAUUCAAGUAUUUUAACAUGAUGUUCAAGGUUGUGGAUCUCUACCUUGUAGCAUUUAAGCCUCUCGAAGUAUUAAGGUGGAAUCAGGUCCGUGUGGUAUCCGAUGACAAAUUGCCAUUCAAGAAGAAGGACGUGGAUGAAAUCAAGUUCUACGGCAAUUACCAAUUUAUAUUAACGGCGGUGAGUGAGAGCGCACGCUUUGAUCAAGUUGAACAACAUUGUUCCGACUUUCUAGAACCUACAAAAGACCGAACUGCAUUAAUGAGUGCCAAAUUAAUAGAAUCAGAGCAAACCCGGUUUGAAAUAGAAAGAGGCGGUUUGAUUCUUGGACCAAAGAAUAAAAUAAGUAGGGAGAAAGAAGCACUGACGAAGUAUCUAAGGAAAUUGAAGAACCAGUUGCGCACAAAAGAGCCCCCGAGCAGCGAGGAGGUUGAGGAGGCUCGAAAAGUGCUUAUUGAGAGAUUCUCAUCUAGAGAGGUUGAGAUUAAGGCCGUUGAACUCUGUUCCUUAUGGCAAGAGAAGAUGAAGAAUGCUGAGUGGCACCCGUUCCGUGUGGUUGAGGAUGAGAAGGGGAAUGCCAAGGUUCAUCUAAACACCUUUCCCUUAGUCGUUUGCUUGGUUACGUAUCUCUCUCUUACAUAUAAGAAAAAGAUCAACAGAGAAAGGGCGGUGGCGACGCGUAGGCGGGUCCAGGUCACGUACGCAACGAACUACGACGGAGAGGAAGAGGGCGCUCAUCGGCUAAUUGUAGAUGAGGCAGUCAACAAUGGUAACUCCAUCUUCUCUCUACACCCGAACACCAUGGAAAACCUCCAGAUUUUCCCAUUAUGCGAUGUCGUUUCAGUUUCAGCUUUAUAUGAUUUAGUGCAUGUAAUUUCAACAACAACAAAGGGAACAACUGAAGAUUCUGAGAUAUGGAAUUUGGCUGGAAAAUGGAAAAUAGUGGUUGGUACAGUGAUUGGAUUCUUUGGGGCAGCCGUUGAGAGUAUAGGAGGUGUCGGUGGAGGCGCCAUUUGCGUUCCCAUGCUCCCUUUGAUUAUCGGGUUGACCGGAAAUCUUCGAUUGCAAUAUCUAAAUUCAGCAAAAGUGGGUAAACCCUAUGCGAGAGAAGUUGUUGGGCUUGUGGUUGAUAUGAUUCGCCAAAAGAAGAUGGCUGCCGUGCUUUAUUAUUCGUUGUCCCACCUGUACAUGGAAAAACUGCUCUUGCUCUUGGAAUUUUGCAAGAACUCGGCAGCAAGCAUAUUGAUCCAACAAUAUUGUGAUCCAUUCCAACUACAUUUUCCAGUGGCAUCCGGCAUGGCCGAAUCCAACUACAUAUAUGUGACCCACUUUGAAUCCAAGAGAUCUUGUCGUUCUCCAUUGAGGUCCAGUCGGGUUCUUUUAGGUUUCGAGAUUAUUCGGCCCUUAGAUUACGAAUUCUGGGAACUCAAUCGGGUUCGGAUGGCCUCAUUGCAACAUAUGUACAAUUUGCACUACGGUUUUAGAAGCCAGAGGGAGAUCAAGGAGGAGGACGAGGAGCUGUGUGGGCUUCGGGAAGAGAUAUACGAGGCUGUGACCACGGCCUUGAUGGAGAUGCAAGAGUACAACCCGAGCGGCGGUUAUGUGGUACCUGAGCUGUGGAACUUCAAGGAGAACUGCAAGGCCACGCUCAAGGAGGUCAUCACCUACAUCUACAAUCAGAUCUAAACCCGCAAGUGCAGGAGGACUUGAAAAUGCUCUUGUUGUCUUCUUAUUUGUAAAGACCUGUNCAUUUGG